Messenger RNA from Myotis davidii, 336 nucleotides. RefSeq names its product stabilin-1-like. The annotation marks the transcript as partial. NCBI's taxonomy places the organism in Eukaryota, Metazoa, Chordata, Mammalia, Chiroptera, Vespertilionidae. The record is from RefSeq and is a predicted model, not a curated record. The transcript has 2 exons.
CUUCUCGGAGGGCGGUUUUGGGGACCGAGCAGAGCUCGGUGGGUGUGGCAGAUGCCAGCAGUCCUCACGGACCUGAUGUCACCCUCUGGCCCUGCCCAGGCCUCCUGCACGUGUAAGCCAGGCCUGGUCAGCAUCAACGGCAACGCCUCUGCAGGCUGCUUUGCCUACUGUUCCUCCUUCUCCUGUGACCGGUCAGCUACCUGCCAGGUGACCCCUGGUGGAAAGACCAGCUGUGUGUGCACGGAGGACCAGGUGGGGGAUGGGCGCUCCUGCUACGGACACCUGCUCCUCGAGGUGCAGAAGGCCAGCGCCAGUGUGACCAGGACCCUGGGACUG